Molecule: messenger RNA, 1570 nt
Organism: Oppia nitens
Lineage: Eukaryota; Metazoa; Arthropoda; Arachnida; Sarcoptiformes; Oppiidae
Exons: 5
Coding region: 32-1570 (512 amino acids)
Molecular function (GO): metal ion binding
Source: RefSeq, a predicted model, not a curated record
CGGCCCCAAACCACUUGAUGUUGGCUGCAUAAUGGUUGGCCACUGUACGGACCGAUUUGAACAGUUAGAUGAUAACCAACGACUCAAACAGGAGCUGUUGUGCGGAAUCUGUCGGCAAGUCAUUGCCGAUGCCAUACAAACCCAAUGCAAACAUAACUUCUGUUACGACUGUCUUAAGACUUAUUUGUCGUCGUCGUCUGUGAUAUCAAUCAAAGUGUGUCCCAAUUGCCGACAAUCAUUGAUUACCAGAAAACGCAAGAAAAAGAGGAAAUCAUUGUCUGUCAACAACAACAACAGCAAUGUCUUGGAGAUUAUGCCGAACAUAUGGGUUGAAAGAAAUGGUAAACUAAAUAACAUUAUCGGCUCAUUGAAAGCCCGAUGCGAUUAUCACUGGAACGGCUGUCCAGUAGCCAUGGAGUUGGACACGAUUGACAGUCAUCACAGCCUAUGUGAGCACCGUAGGUGUCGUAGAUGUGACCAACUUUUGGUUGUUGGCCAGAGACACGACGGCGAUCAUAAUAACUGUGUCGAUGCACUCAAAGAGCAAUUAGCUUUCAUAACCAACAAAUGUGAUACAAUUGUCACCGAAAAGUCUGAACUCAACGAAUUCUUUGGUCAGACAUAUACUAGAAUACAAAAACAGAUCCAAGAAUUGUCGGCAAGUUGUCGACAGUUUAGGGCCACCGAUGAUGAUAAUGAUAACAAUCUGAAGACAGCGGUUACUGUUUGCCAAACGGUUUACCGAAAGUUUACAGAAGAGAAACAACGACUGAAAAGUAUGGAAAGUAGUCUAAGAAGUCUUCUUUUACCACCAGUUGUUGGCGAUAUCAAUGAUAGUAUGCAUUGUUGUCUUGUUUGUGACCAAUCAAUAGCCAGUAGUGAUCGACCAUUGGUUGUCUGCAGUAAUAUUGAUUGUUCAAACAAAUUUCAUAUGUCAUGUAUAGGAUUCGAUCGGAUACCCAAUGACUAUAUGUGUCCAAAUUGUUUAAUAAAUUCAACAAAUAGAUAUCUUCAAAGACAACUUCAACCAAAUAAUAGUUCAACAAUAAAACGCUUUUUCUUUCAUCCAUGUAUUGGAUUUGCUCCCAUACGGCUCCGGCAGAUCUUGUUUGGCACUGUUAGGUUUACAACUGCGACCAUCAAAUUCAAUGAAACCAAUUUCAUAUUGUUUUGUGUGGGCAGAGAAGGAAAAGGAGUAGGUGCCGGCAGUUCAUCGUCGGUGAUGGAUGUUGUUGUUGACAAUAACAACAAAAGUAGCUAUCAUUUGACAAUACCCUACAAUCACAUACAAAAGAUGAUGACCUCUAUUAUCGACAAAACAUUAGUUAUAUUGAUUAGUAAAUUUGCCAACAAUAAGGUUAACAAUUGUUUGGGGUUUAAUAAUAAUAAUAAUAUCACUAAUGAUAGCACUAAGCGAUUUGAUACCGAUUCCGAUGAUAUACGGGAACGUUAUGUAUUUAUUCAGUUUGAAGAUUCAAGUGAAUGUAUGUUUAAAUUUUUGGAUACAAUAGAAUGUGAUGGUCAACGUGUUUGUCACCCAAUUAACGAUCAUAUCUUAGGAUAUUUAUGA